Molecule: messenger RNA, 1370 nt
Organism: Frankliniella occidentalis (western flower thrips)
Lineage: Eukaryota; Metazoa; Arthropoda; Insecta; Thysanoptera; Thripidae
Product: FUN14 domain-containing protein 1
Exons: 4
Coding region: 170-700 (176 amino acids)
Biological process (GO): autophagy of mitochondrion
Cellular component (GO): mitochondrial outer membrane
Source: RefSeq, a predicted model, not a curated record
AGAUUGGAGCCCCCUCUUCUCUUCCCUGCGUAUAAGCGUGAUGCCUUUAUAUGCAGUACACAUCCAACUGUCACUUGUCUUUUGUUAUUGUCUGCAAAUAACGCACGCCCAGGCUUCCGAAGCAUAAAGCCAGCUGAAGAAUCUCGUGAAAAGACUUAAAGGCUUGAAAAUGCCGAUCCCUAGAAGCAAACCUGCUGAAGAUGAGAUAAGUGUAGAUGAUGUCAAGAAAGAAGCAAAGGGCAUCAUCGACAAAAUCGUGAAAGAUGUCGGUAAAGCACCGGCUACUCAUCAAAUUGCGAUUGGCACUGCAUCUGGAUGGUGCACAGGUUACAUUGCAAUGAAAGUUGGCAAAGUUGCUGCUGUAGCUGCUGGGGGUGGUAUUCUUCUUCUUCAACUAGCUGCUCAUAAAGGCUACAUCAACAUCAACUGGGACAAAGUUUGUCGUCAAGUGGAUAAGGCUUCAGACAAGAUUGAAAAAGAAGCCACUGGAAAGGGACCAGGUUUCAUGGACAAGAUGGAAAGAUUUGUGGACCGAAAGCUGGAUAAGGCAGAAGAAUCCCUACGCAGUAACAAGCGGAAAGCUCGCCGUUGGUGGAAUGCUAUGACCAAGGAAGAUGGCUCAUUUGAAUUAACUUCUACUCAUAUUUUCCAUGCUGGUUUCUUUGUUGGCCUUGCUCUUUCUCUCGUUGUCCACCGUUAGUUGUCUUUCUUCCAUUCAUAUCGAGCAAGACUUUUUUUUUCUCUUGUUUCCCUUGUGUGGUGAUAAGGUUUGCAGCCUCAGUAUUUUCCCUUUAAAAAUAUCUUUUUAAUUGUAAUGUAUUUAUGUGAGAGUUGUUUGCAUUUGUUUCUUAGAGCACAGUCUUGAGGCUCUUUUAUAUGGCAUACCUAUGGCUACAGAAGCCUUUGACUACCUUUUUCUUAAUCUAUCCUUCUACCUUAAUAUAUUUAGUUAUACCUCAUGUGAUAAGUUACUUCUCUUUGGGAAGGUAUUGUUUUCCCAGUUGUGUGGCAAUGUGUAGCUUACAUGACACUGUUAGCAUAUAAUUUGAAUCCUUCCCUUCUAUUCUUUAUGCUUUGUUUAUGCAUUGAAUAGUUGUCACAUUCUUGGUUGAUGAUUACAGUUACUUUUCAUAUGUUACAAUAGUUUUCCAUUAGUGCUGUGUAAUAUUAAUUUUUUGCUCUAUACUAUGUUGUCUUAUUUGUAUUCAGCAAUAUUUAAUUAGCACUGUAAAAGAAGGACCAACUUAUAUUAGUUAUGAUUUUGCUUUGCUUUUAAUUUUAACAUAAAAAUCAUUUGCUGUAAAUUACCUAGUCGAACAAUCUUAUGUUUAUGUGUUAGAUUAAAAUGCAUUAAAAGCCAAUCUACUUCA